Molecule: messenger RNA, 174 nt
Organism: Auxenochlorella protothecoides
Lineage: Eukaryota; Viridiplantae; Chlorophyta; Trebouxiophyceae; Chlorellales; Chlorellaceae
Exons: 1
Coding region: 1-174 (57 amino acids)
Source: RefSeq, a predicted model, not a curated record
AUGUGGCGGCGGGCGGGCGGGUUGGGUGAUUGUGAGGGUGGAACAGGCGUCCAAAUGGACAGCCCGUCUGGUUGGCGAUGCGGCGAUGCUGCGCUGCAUGGGGGGACUGAAGCACCCUCCCGGCCUGCGGCACAGCAGCAGCACCCUGUCGUCGCCCCCCGACACCAACAAUGA